UGCUCCAGGCUCAGUUACUCAGACUACGGAGCGGAGCGGAUCUUCCAUUGGGACUUACGUAAGGGAUCACUGGGACUGCUUAUGGAUAGCUAGGGACUGCUCGCUUGCUCUCAAACUCACGACCCGGACCUACAGCUGGUUCCCAGGCGGGAGAGAACCAAAAAAAGGAUGGCAGCUAGCGGUAUAAAGGCUCUGCAGCAAUGGUGCAAACAACAGUGCAAUGGAUAUCGAGACGUCAACAUUACUAACAUGACCACAUCAUUCCGAGAUGGACUGGCGUUUUGUGCUAUACUGCACAAGCAUAGACCUGACCUCAUAGAUUUCAAUUCUCUCAGCAAAGAAAAUGUCUAUGAAAAUAACAAUUUGGCUUUUCGUGUUGCUGAGGAUAAACUGGGAAUUCCAGCUCUGCUGGAUGCUGAAGAUAUGGUCAGACUUAAAGUUCCAGACAGGCUUAGCAUACUGACAUAUGUAUCACAGUAUUAUAACUACUUCCAUGGCCGCUCUCCUAUUGGCGGUUUGGGAGGUAUUAAACGGCCUCCUCCGGAAACAAACGAUGAACCAGCGGGAAAGAAAAUCACCAACAACGUACCGUCCAACGUGCAGACUAACAUAUCCACUCCACAACCAGCGCCACGGGCAAACCCUGCAAUACUGAAACAGCACAAUGUCAUUGAAAACCCUCCAGUGAGAGCUGGGAUACGCGAAAUUGACAGCAACAGUGGUAUCAGCAGCAGUUGUACAGUGUGCGGGAAGCACGUUCACCUUGUACAGAGACACCUUGCUGAUGGGAAGCUUUAUCACAGGAGCUGUUUCAGAUGUAAGCAGUGCACACGUACUUUACAACCAGGGAGCUAUAGGGUUGGAGAUGAACCUGGUACCUUUGUAUGCACUAAUCACCAUCAGGUCAAGCCUUCGCCUCCUGUGACCAUAAACAUCACUCCCACGAGACCUGCUGAGGAUCCGGUGAUAGGAAACAGGGGUAGCCCAGCCAGUAUUAACUCAGUAGUACACGAACAGACUAACAAAUCUACCACUGCUAACAGUUUUGGUCUAAAUAGCUCUUCUCUGCACAAUUCCACCAAUAGAGCUGCCUUGGGUUUUGUCAGUCAUACAAGUGGCGCUCAUGGGGGGCACGAACAGCCUAAGAAAAACACAUACAACUUGCCAAACACCGACAGCAAAGUAAGUCCAAGUGCUGGAAACAAACCUGUACAAGAGCACACCAACAGAACUGCGGUGGGGUUUACUAGUAGCAAUAAAGACAGUCCACGUGUCUUCAGUGCUUUUGGGUCUGAGCAGUCAAACAAAGUUGGACCCAGUUCAUUAAACAGCAGAGGAGGGCUUGGUACAACAAGUUCCCCUGUGCAGGAGCAGGUUAAUAAGCCAACCGUAGCUUAUCAGUCAAGUAAAGGAAACGCUGACCGCAUAAGCUCCCAGUGGAAUCAGCCCAAGGAUGUUAAAAAAGAGCGGGUACAAACUGGCCAACAAGCCAAGACUCCCAGCUUUACCAGUACAAUUACAAGCCCAAUGGAUAAGUUAUCUUCACCACUGACUAAAGAACAACCCAAGGAAAGGGAACCAUCUCCUAAACCCAGGUUGUCCUCUACUGCCAAAACCAAAGAAGCACGAGAUAAGUUCUUCCAGUCAAGUCCGGUGGUUAUAGAACCAACGGUUAACAGGCCACCAGUCAUCCAAGACUCUUAUUCUAAUGGGCCCGGGAGGUCUGUUACUGUCACCACCACAGUAAUCAGUUCGGACUCAAGUUCUGAAAAAGACAAAGCUCGGAAUUUCCUCCUAAAGAAUAUACCUGGGCCAGCAUCUCCUGAACCUUCUAGUGGAGCAACUAACCCAAGUGCUGUAUACACUCCUCACAGGAUUUUGGAACAGAACAAAAAUGAGUCUAAAAUCACCACCCCCAAAGAGGAGUCCUGGAAGCCAAUACCCAAGGAGAGAGAGAGUAAAGUGCCAAAAUCUGCGCCCAGUUCCAGUCUACCCACCAAUACUCCAACACCCACAAUAAACAAAGAAUCUAACAAGCAAAACUCAGGGAAAAGCCCCCAGCCAGCACAUCCUAAGGUAUCCAGUGAAAGCACCAGCCAGAAAAGCGACGCCUUAUCUGCAAAAUCCAAUAAUAUAAACUCCAAAGUAACAAAAACUGAGAACCCAGAAGACUGGAGAGGUAUGCUGAAGCCGGCGGAUAAAAGACAACCAGGGUUGACGCCGGAAAAGGACAGACAUCCUUUUAUAGAUCAGGGAGCUGUGGCACAGAAGAAACCAACUGCUACCACAAACGUUACUGUGAACCUCAUCACCCCAAGCCCCACCGAGAAAGAGAGCAAACCUGCACCGCCCGCUACAAAGACCCAGGAAAGCACUGCCUCUUCCACCAUAAAUCCACCAAAGAAGAAACUGCUUCCUGUCAAACUGGAUUUGAUUACGGAUUGGCCAAAAGUUGAGCAAAGAUGGAAAGAUGACAACUUGGCCAAUCAAGACAAUGCAUUAAAAUGGCGCCCUCAUUUGGAAAAUAAUUCAUCUUCUGUAUAUAUCUCUAAUUCCCAAAUAACUGAGAAUGCAUCCCUGGAUACAGUCAAACCCUCCAAUCCUAAGAAACCUAGUUUAUCGUCCAAUGAAAAAGCAAGAUCUCCCGGCAAGCAACGUCCUGAAUACAUACCAGAAGAAGCCAUUCAGCGAGAACUGCAGCGCAUUGAGAAGGAGCUGGAUUAUCUGGAGUUACGGGGAGUGGAUCUCGAGAAGCAGCUGCGCAGCUGUGAUGGAGAUGAAACUGAAGAUGCACUCAUGGUUGAUUGGUUCAAGCUGAUCCAUGAGAAGCAGCUCCUGCUGAGAUUUGAAUCAGAACUAAUGCACAUUUCUAGACAGCAGGCGUUGGAAGACCAGCAAAUUAGCGUUGAUACUGAACUGCGAAACCUUAUGGACAAACCAGAGCGUCUAAAGACCCCAAGAGAUAAGGAGAGAGAGCAAGAGCUCCUGAAAAAACUGGUAGAGAUUAUAAAUGACCGAAGUGAGAUCAUAGAAUGCCUGGAUGAGGACAGGAUCCGAGAAAGGGAGGAAGAUGAAAUGAUGGAAGCCAUGAUCCAAAAACAUAUAGGUUCCCCAAAAGAACCCAGUCCAGAUCUUAAAAGGAGAUCAAGGUUCAGUAUUUCAGGUUUCUGGAAAUCAAAAGAAAAGAAUAAAUCAUAAGAAUCACCACAUUGGAAAAAACUAUAUAUAAAGUUGGCAGUAACUACUUAUGAAAGCCCUGGAAAAUCGAAGGAAAAAUCUAUAAACACUACAGAAUGUUCUAUGAAUGUUUUUUCAGACCUUCAAAGAAUUAGCUACAUGUUGAAAGGAGAAGUAUAUAAACUUGUACAGAAGAAUGCAAAACGCGUUGACAGUCAUUGGAGAAAAAAAAUAUUUGACUUCUGGUGGACAGAUUACAGGCAAAAACCUUUUUAUUUGUAUUGUUGAUAGUAGAGAAUGAGCUAUUUUUUUUUCUUUCAAGAGACAGAUUUUAUGUUCUAAAAAAAAAUAUAUAUAUUUUUUAGUUUUGUUUUUAUAUAUAUAUUUUUCAGAAACACAAACUUGCAGUGAAAAGUGUGUCAUACAUGGGAAGUAAAAGACAAUGGAUAGAAAACCAAGUUCAACAUGAAAGUACCAAAGGGAUUAUUAAUAUAGAAAAGUUUUCUUUUCUACUGUACAAUUAUUAAAUAUGUUUAUUUUACUGUA
Molecule: messenger RNA, 3723 nt
Organism: Bombina bombina (fire-bellied toad)
Lineage: Eukaryota; Metazoa; Chordata; Amphibia; Anura; Bombinatoridae
Gene: MICALL2
Product: MICAL like 2
Exons: 18
Coding region: 169-3198 (1009 amino acids)
Biological process (GO): actin filament bundle assembly
Cellular component (GO): actin cytoskeleton; plasma membrane
Molecular function (GO): actin filament binding
Source: RefSeq, a predicted model, not a curated record